This is a messenger RNA of Plenodomus lingam JN3, 165 nucleotides long. The record is from RefSeq and is a predicted model, not a curated record. Lineage: Eukaryota; Fungi; Ascomycota; Dothideomycetes; Pleosporales; Leptosphaeriaceae.
AUGCUACUUAUCGUUCAUGUGCUCGCACUCGCAAUCGAGUCGCACUUGGUGUUGAGCUAUCAGCUCGAUUUCUCAUGUCCUAUCACAAAAGCGAAAGGGUCUUGCUUGACUUGGAACCUUGACAGAUACUCGAGUCCUGCUUUCUAUACGCCCGUGCCCCGAUAA